Messenger RNA from Meloidogyne enterolobii, 325 nucleotides. NCBI's taxonomy places the organism in Eukaryota, Metazoa, Nematoda, Chromadorea, Rhabditida, Meloidogynidae. The record is from the annotation of a GenBank genome assembly.
AUGUUUGGAUUAUUGGCUUAUGAAAUGGGGGGAAUUAAUGGAGAAAUGUUUAAUGAUGGUGAGAACGAUAUGGGAUAUAUCGAGAACCCAGUUCGUGCCCGUUUUCGUUCUCGUCGUAGCUGUCUUCCUCCAAGUUGUGUUGGAAACUGUUACUCUGGAAACUGCGCUUAUUGGUGCAAUCUUUGUUAUGGCAAAUAAAGAAUAUAUAGGAUGUGAUGAAAUUUUUGCUAAGACAUAAAAAAAUAAAUUUCACAAAUAUUUUAAAUUGUGAAUGGAAUACAUAUAGUUGGUAAAAAAUAAAAUUGAAAAAAAUAUUUUUUAUUGG